Lichtheimia ornata is the source of this 648-nucleotide messenger RNA. RefSeq lists its product as uncharacterized. NCBI's taxonomy places the organism in Eukaryota, Fungi, Mucoromycota, Mucoromycetes, Mucorales, Lichtheimiaceae. The record is from RefSeq and is a predicted model, not a curated record. Gene Ontology annotation, biological process: fungal-type cell wall organization. The transcript is spliced from 3 exons. Bases 1 to 648 code for a protein of 215 amino acids. Gene Ontology annotation, cellular component: cell cortex of cell tip; plasma membrane.
AUGUCAUUGCUUCCAUUUCUCGCCACAUUCUUUGAUUUUGCAGCCCUUGUAUUGCAAAUCUUCACGUUGCUAGGCAACACCUACAAUCGACCUUUUUUGAAAGAGCUCUACUUUGCACGUCUCGAGAUUAGCAGGCAAUUUAUUGAUUUCGGUUUAUGGAAUUAUUGCACAGGACGAGAUGGCGAGGUGACACAAUGCAGCCAACCAGAGCCCGCUUUUGACUGGACAACGGCAGGUGGCAGUGAUCUUGCACCUAUUCGAGAUGCUAUAGGACUCGAUAGUUAUGAUCGCGUCUUUCUCGCCAACUUUAUUCUAUAUUGGAUCGCAUUAGGUCUCACACUGGCAGCCAUGGUCGUCACUUGUAUGUCUGGUUUUCGUCGAGGUAGCGACUUUUUGGCAUCCUUCCUUACCUUUGUAGCGGCAUUGGUGAUGAUUGUUGUAUUUGUUAUCCUGAUGGUCGUUGGUCUUCGUGGAGUCAACAAUGCCAAGGGUGCCGGUAUCGAUGCUACUGGUCAUCUUGGUCCAUCCAUGUGGAUGACAUUGGGUGCCAUGGUUGCUUUAUUGCUUUCUUCUUUCUGGUAUUGCGUUACAUGCUGUUUUGCUCCUAAUCGUCGUAUCUGGAGCAAUAAGGAAGCACCUGCCGCUUAA